Molecule: messenger RNA, 1044 nt
Organism: Papaver somniferum (opium poppy)
Lineage: Eukaryota; Viridiplantae; Streptophyta; Magnoliopsida; Ranunculales; Papaveraceae
Product: peroxisome biogenesis protein 7-like
Exons: 2
Coding region: 1-891 (296 amino acids)
Biological process (GO): protein import into peroxisome matrix
Cellular component (GO): peroxisomal matrix; cytosol
Molecular function (GO): protein binding
Source: RefSeq, a predicted model, not a curated record
AUGGGGCUUUUCGAUGUUAAAAGCUUUGGUAUACUUGGUAAUGGAAGAAUUCAUGUUCUUGAUAUAAAUCCAGUACCAGGUGGUCCAAUGACAGAGAUAUCAUCAUUUGAAACAGCUGAUGGUGUUUACGAUGUUACUUGGUCUGAAGAGAAUGAAUAUCUUCUUGUUGCUGCUAUAGCUGAUGGUUCUGUGAAAUUAUAUGAUUUAGGUUUGCCACCAACAGGUAAUCCUAUUCGUUCACUUUCUGAACAUACUCGUGAAGUUCAUUCUGUUGAUUGGAAUCCUGUUCGUCGUGAUUCGUUUAUUACGUCGUCGUGGGACGAUACGGUUAAAUUAUGGACUGUGGAUCGUCCGACGAGUGUAAGAACUCUUAAAGAACAUGCUUAUUGUGUUUAUUCAUCUGUAUGGAACCCUAGACAUGCUGAUAUAUUUUGUUCUGCUUCCAGGGAUUGUACUGUUAGGGUUUGGGAUGUCCGAGAGCCUGUUUCAACUAUGAUAUUACCUGCACAUGAAUUUGAGGUUUUAUCUUGUGAUUGGAAUAAAUAUGAUGAUUGUCUGAUUGUUACGGCUUCCGUUGAUAAGUCGAUUAAAGUUUGGGAUGUAAGGAAUUCCAGGGUUCCCGUUAGUGUGUUGAAUGGGCAUAGUUAUGCUGUUAGGAAAGUUAAAUUCUCACCACAUAGACAGAGUUUGAUCGCAUCGUGUUCGUAUGAUAUGACGGUUUGUUUAUGGGAUUAUCAAAUUGAAGAUGCCCUUGUUGGGAGAUAUGAUCAUCAUACUGAAUUUGCGGUUGGUGUUGAUAUGAGUGUUCUUGUCGAAGGUUUACUUGCUAGUACUGGUUGGGAUGAGAUGGUUUAUGUUUGGCCACAUGAGACUGAUCCAAGAGCACCGUGAAGAAAUUUUACAGGACAAGGAGAAGAAGAACCAGCUCCAUAUGUUAUUGUAGUGCAUGGACCUCCCAAGGUAAAUGUGUGUAUGUACAACCUUGGCCGCAUCUUGUUUUUUAGCUGACCGUGACAGACACCUCGUUCCAAUUUCUGACAUCAA